Molecule: messenger RNA, 1633 nt
Organism: Aedes aegypti (yellow fever mosquito)
Lineage: Eukaryota; Metazoa; Arthropoda; Insecta; Diptera; Culicidae
Product: sialin
Exons: 5
Coding region: 121-1590 (489 amino acids)
Biological process (GO): monoatomic anion transport; transmembrane transport
Cellular component (GO): membrane
Molecular function (GO): transmembrane transporter activity
Source: RefSeq, a predicted model, not a curated record
GAAUCUGGGCUGCAUAUGACGUUGAUAUUUUUCCUCUUCGCGAGUCUCUCUCAGCUGUGCAGUACAAUUCACGGCUCACUUAGUAGUGUGCCAUGAUAUACGUCACUCAAGGAUCUCAUAAUGUACCCAAAAUUAAAAACAUGUUGCCAGACAGUAUGUUGCAUCUCCCAGCAGCACCUAACGGCCAUCCUGGCCUUCUUCUCGAUUGUGAACCAAUACACGAUGCGGGUAAGUUUGAACCUGGCCAUUACGGAAAUGACGACCGGUCCAAGUCCCAAGAAUGAAACAAACGCCAAUGGCACAAUUGAAGAGAUUGUGCGAAGUCCUUGCGGGGUGUUCAAGAUAAUUCGUCAAAUUACCCGACUGGACGAUGAUGACCUGUUCGAUUGGGACGAGCACACUCAGGGCAUCAUUCUGUCCUCGUUCUUCUGGGGCUACGUGGUGGCGCACUUUGGCAGUGCCUUCAUCGCCGAUAAGUAUCCGAGGACAUUGCUGGGCUUGAGCGUCCUGAUCACGGCAAUUCUGACACUGUUAACUCCUUUGGCAGUAGAUUUGGGGGGAGCACCAGCUUUGAUCGUGGCUCGAGCUAUCGAAGGUUUCGGAGAGGGAGCCACGUUUCCGGUGUUGAGCGCCAUCAUUGCCCAGUGGAUUCCUCCGCAGCAGCGUGGAAUGCUCGGUUCGUUCAUAUUCAGUGGAGGACAAAUUGGAUCAUUGUUCGGCGGAAUAGGAACGGGAUACAUCAUCGCGGAACUUCACAGCUGGAGAUUGGUGUUUUACGUUUGGGGUGGUUUGGCAGUUGUUUGGUACGUUAUCUGGGAAUUUUUAGGGUUUGACAGUCCGGAGCACCAUCCUUUUAUCACGGAUAAGGAGAAGCAAUCGCUGAUGGAGAGGUUCAAAGAUGCUAAGAAGCGAAAGGAUAUGGGUCCGAUUCCGUGGAAGCAGAUUUGCGGUAGUCUGCCAUUUUGGGCGUUGGUGGCUGGUCAGGUUGGUCACGACUGGGGCUUCUAUCUGGUGGCAACCGACUUACCCAAGUACAUGAAAAGCAUCCUGGGACUCUCAGUGAAGGACAACGGACUAAUCAGCUUCUUUCCUUUCCUAUCGAUGUGGAUAUUCUCGGUUCUGACGGGGUGGAUCUGCGAUGUGCAGAUCAGGAAAAAGUGCACAUCUCAAACCGUUGCUCGCAAGAUAUGGACCACGAUUGGGUCACUUCCACCGGCUGUGCUGCUUCUUGCGGCAUCUUACGCCGGAUGUAACAAAGCUCUUGUGAUUGCAUAUUUUGCUCUGUCGGUGACACUGAUGGGAGGAUUCUAUCCGGGAAUUAAGGUCAACGUCAACGAUCUGAGUCCGAACUAUGCUGGAUUUCUGAUGGCGAUAGUGAAUGGGCUUGGUGCGAUUACGGGAAUCAUUGUCCCUUAUACGGUUGGAUUGAUGACACCAAAUCAAACGCUCAGUGAAUGGCGUACCGUAUUUUGGGUCGCUUUCUGGGUCCUCAAUGUCACGAAUGUCAUCUACAUCCUGUUCGGAUCAGGAAAAAUUCAGUCAUGGAACGAUCUUUCGGACGAAUCCGAUGAUAACCAAGCCUCAACGUGACUUCUGUAAUAAAAAAAUCGAAAUAUAAGUUAUUUUCUGUUAA